Molecule: messenger RNA, 898 nt
Organism: Coccinella septempunctata (seven-spotted ladybird)
Lineage: Eukaryota; Metazoa; Arthropoda; Insecta; Coleoptera; Coccinellidae
Exons: 5
Coding region: 119-865 (248 amino acids)
Source: RefSeq, a predicted model, not a curated record
CAGUGUCAAGUGUGUUGUGUGGCCAAAUUAAAAUGUGAACCCUCCCAUAAAAAUUCAUGUGAAAAAUUUCAUUUCAAAUCUAUACUAAAAAAUUUUCGUGAAAUUUUGCAUCUUUAGCAUGGCUCAGGCAUUUGUAACCACCUAUAGAAAUCAUUUCAGAAAUCAUAAGGAACCAUUAAGAAAAUCAAAAAGACCUUUAGACAGACAUGCCGCAACAGCACCAGCAGGUGACUACUGGUUGGAUACUGCAGUCAAGAAGAAGAAAGAUUUGAAUAUACCCCUGGCUGAAGCUUUGAUCAACGAAUCAUCAGGAAGACUUAUGUUCAGCACUUAUCAAAUGAACUAUUGUACCGAUAAGGUGAAAGAAAAAUGUAGAGAGAAGCGAGAGCUAGUACAGAGGGCUGCAGGUGAUAAGAGUACACAAAUAGAAGAACAGUCUUUCGAGAAUGAGUUGUUGCGAUAUUGCAGAGAACUAUACAGCACUAAAACCAAGAAGAUUUUACCGCCAACAGAAACUGCCAGAAGAGUUUAUGGUUACAUAAGGCCAGAAUCUAUGUACACCCCUUUGACUCACUAUCAGAUGGUGUAUGGUAAAGCUGGCUUCGAUAUUAUGAGCAAUCCAAUGCAGUUCUUGAACAUCCAGAAGGAAAAGGAAGAAAAUAACAAUUUUCCCCUAUGCUCACCGGAGAACGUUCUUCAAAGAACUUCGUUUCACCGUUGUGAAGAUUUGAAAAAUAACAGAAUCAGAAAGGAGAAAGUGGAGAGGCAGAAAAAACUACAAACUAUCAUGGAAAAUCUGGAUAGAUGCACGAAUCAUGUGAAGAACGAUGAUGCUUUUAUUUGUCCUUGCCAGUUUAUAUAUUAAGAACGCUUUAAAAUAAAAAUCUUUUCAUAUAAU